AUGAUAUCUCCUCAAGACGUGCCAAUAAUUCAAGACAGAAUUUACGACUCCGAGAAGUUGGCUAAUGCUCUUGUCAACCACAUCACCAAUGAGAAGGGAGAGAUUUUGGCUAGAGUUUGGGAAAACAAAGGCUUCUAGGAGAUCUACGACUACAAAGGAGUGGAACUAACAAGACGCCGCCUCAAGAGAAAGCAAGAACAAGUUUUUAAUAGAUUCGAUGCCUCAACUCACUUAUUCUAAAAAGUUUACUACAACCCAGAACUCCUCGCAUAGGAUGAAGUAUAACUUAGAGAGACCUUCAUUAAGUACAACAAUAUUCACGAUCAAACUUAAAACUUCCUAAGAGGCGCAUUUUUCUUGGGUUACUGGCCUUUGACUUAUGUCGUUGCAAGGAAAAUUAGCCCUGCAGGAGUAUUUUUAUACUCUCUUGCUUACUUAGGAGCAUACAAAUAUGGAGCUAAAGCUUUCGCACUCGGCACUCUAUAGGGAAAUCUAAAUAGACAUGCUGAAGAUCUAGCCAAAAAGUACGGCAUCAAAAAGCCAGAUGAAUACGCUCAAUGA
Molecule: messenger RNA, 561 nt
Organism: Stylonychia lemnae
Lineage: Eukaryota; Ciliophora; Spirotrichea; Sporadotrichida; Oxytrichidae
Source: the annotation of a GenBank genome assembly